Molecule: messenger RNA, 2863 nt
Organism: Eubalaena glacialis (North Atlantic right whale)
Lineage: Eukaryota; Metazoa; Chordata; Mammalia; Artiodactyla; Balaenidae
Gene: AQP1
Product: aquaporin 1 (Colton blood group)
Exons: 4
Coding region: 167-982 (271 amino acids)
Biological process (GO): carbon dioxide transmembrane transport; hyperosmotic response; renal water transport
Cellular component (GO): membrane
Molecular function (GO): ammonium channel activity; carbon dioxide transmembrane transporter activity; water channel activity
Source: RefSeq, a predicted model, not a curated record
CAUGCGGUGUGGGGCGGGCCACGAGCAAGGAGAGGCCUUCCUCCCUUUGUGCUCCCCCCUUCUCCUCCCCCCAGGGUCCUAUAAAUAGGCCCAGCCCGGGCUGUGGCUCAGCUCUCGGAGGGAGGCGAGCACCAGGCAGCGGUCUCCAGCCAAGCCCCCUGCCAGCAUGGCCAGCGAGUUCAAGAAGAAGCUCUUUUGGAGGGCAGUGGUGGCCGAGUUCCUGGCCAUGACCCUCUUCAUCUUCAUCAGCAUCGGUUCUGCCCUGGGAUUCCAGUACCCGAUAAAGAGCAACCAGACGACAGGUGCCGUCCAGGAUAAUGUGAAGGUGUCACUGGCCUUUGGGCUGAGCAUUGCCACGCUGGCCCAGAGCGUGGGCCACAUCAGUGGAGCCCACCUCAACCCGGCUGUCACGCUGGGGCUCCUGCUCAGCUGCCAGAUGAGUGUCCUCCGGGCUGUCAUGUACAUCAUGGCCCAGUGCGUGGGGGCCAUCGUCGCCACUGCCAUCCUCUCGGGCAUUACCUCCUCCCUGCCCAACAACUCGCUUGGCCUAAACGCGCUGGCCCCUGGUGUGAACUCGGGCCAGGGCCUGGGCAUCGAGAUCAUCGGCACCCUGCAGCUGGUGCUGUGCGUGCUGGCCACCACGGACCGGAGGCGCCGGGACCUCGGGGGCUCGGCCCCACUCGCCAUCGGCCUCUCUGUGGCCCUGGGCCACCUGCUGGCCAUCGACUACACAGGCUGCAGUAUUAACCCCGCCCGGUCCUUCGGCUCUGCGGUGAUCACGCGCAACUUCCAGGACCACUGGAUUUUCUGGGUGGGGCCGUUCAUCGGAGGAGCCCUGGCCGUGCUCAUCUACGACUUCAUCCUGGCCCCGCGGAGCAGCGACCUCACAGACCGCGUGAAGGUGUGGACCAGCGGUCAGGUGGAGGAGUACGACUUGGAUGCCGACGACAUCAAUUCCAGGGUGGAGAUGAAGCCCAAAUAAGGGGGCCUGGCCCAGGCGUCCAUGUGGGGGGAGGCAGGGGCGGGUGGAGGGAGGGGAGGGAUGAAAUCCGUAUUGUAGACACUCUGACAAGCUGGCUCAGUCACUCCCCAAAGAUCCGCAGGACCUGCAUAGUCAAGCCUGAUUUGGGGCUGUUUCUAUCACCUUCUUUCUCUUUCUCUGUUUCCUGGCCUCAGGACUUCCUGGGGACGAAGAUUUUCCAAUUACCCACUCCCUUGAAGUCACAGAGGAGGUGAAAGAGAGGGACCCACCUUGCUAAGUUGUCCCCUCAGAGUGUGAUGGGAGGUGUGCCAGAUAGUCCCCCCUCAUCCCAAAGUUGCUCACCAACUCACCUGCUGCAGGUGCCUGGGGCUCCACUGUGAUUGCUUUGUGCCUUUGGGCAUGGCCCUCUUUCCUGUAAAGUGCACUUGCCCCCAAGGAUGCUCUGAUGGGGAAAAGAUCCCAGCAGGUGCAGUGGUAGGGGCAGGUGGCAGACAAGCCUCGUCCUUGCGACCUGGCUCACUUCCAGGGCCCCCCAAAUGUGCUGCAUGACCUUGGGAAGGUCUCAAUCUUGGGGCCCCAGUGAUCCCGUCUGUAAAGUUGCAGGGACAGGGAAAGCUAUAUGGGCCUGAGGCCCCUCUCUAGGAUUCUAUAAGUGUAGACACACUGCAGGUUCUGGAAGAUGUAGUCUGGACCAGUGCUGCUUCUUCCACUUGCCAAGUAUAUAGUUGUACCUACACACCUAUGUGAACAUGUGUACAUAGGCAUACAUGUUUCAAAGCAAAGAGCAGCAGACCAUCCAGCCAUUGGAAGUUCCUGUUCCUGGGGGGAGCAGGUCUGAUAGUGGUUCCACUGGACAGAGGCUGCUCUUGUAGAAUGAAGGUCAUUUAGAGGGCGAGGGAGGAACGCCCAUAUUCCUUCACUGAGUUGUAGUUGAUCUUUUCCACCUAUCACUGCAUCACCCCCAUCAUUAUUUGGUUCUUCACUUUCUCCUGCCAGUGCAGACACAGGUCACCAUUAUGCAGGUGCGUUUAUUAAAGGGCACUUGGUCAUCUGAAGGUUAUCAAGCCUGAGGACACAUGACCGUGAUUCAGAUCAGCCCUCGGAGGCAGAUGCCCUUGUUGGACACUUGGGGGUGCUUCUAAGCCCCCAGCUGAUCCCGAGGGAGGAGGAAGAGCAGAUUCCCCCCUUAUUCCUGAGCUCCUGUUUGGAGGCAUUUGGGGGCAGCUGGGUGACCUGUACAGGCUGCCCAGGUCAUAGUCUUCCCUCCUCUUUUAUCUGGAGGGGAGAGUUGGUCUUGACCUGAGGAAGUAGCUAUGGCUGCAGCCCAAGGACAAUUCAGAGCACAGUCUGUUUGGGGGCAGCUAUCUACACAGUCUAUUCAAUUCCACCAGGGUCAGAGAAGGUCUCCCUAUGUGCCUGUGGCCAUGAUGGUGACAAAAACUGAGAGACAUAAUACACAGGUAUCUAGAAGCAGCAGGAUGACCAGGAGGCCCUUAAUGGUCAUGACCCAUCAUGAUAUCCACACACUCCCUUCUCCAUUUCCUAGCAAAAACCUCUAGCCCAUUUAAUAGAUAAACUGAGGCCCAAGGACCCACAGCUAGAUAAUGAUUUGGCCAGGCCUAGCAGCCAGGACCAUGUCUCUGGCUACUCCCUGGACUGUGAGACUGGUCCCUCUCAGUCCCAGCUUCUGCAUUUCUGCCUGGGCAAUGGCCAGGGGCCAGGAGGGGUGAGGGUUGUGCUGGAGGGGAGAGGGGCACAGACCCAUCCUGUCCUGUUCUGGAGGCUGCACACCAGAACCCUGCAUCUGUCUGCUCUGCAUAUAUAUCUCUUUGGAUUUGGAAUUUCAUUAUAUGUUAAGAAAAUAAACAGUAAUAUAAGUCA